Penicillium subrubescens is the source of this 1401-nucleotide messenger RNA. RefSeq lists its product as uncharacterized. Gene Ontology annotation, biological process: regulation of DNA repair; nucleotide-sugar metabolic process; carbohydrate metabolic process. Gene Ontology annotation, molecular function: poly(ADP-ribose) glycohydrolase activity. Bases 1 to 1401 code for a protein of 466 amino acids. NCBI's taxonomy places the organism in Eukaryota, Fungi, Ascomycota, Eurotiomycetes, Eurotiales, Aspergillaceae. The transcript has a single exon. Gene Ontology annotation, cellular component: cytoplasm; nucleus. The record is from RefSeq and is a predicted model, not a curated record.
AUGACAAAUCGCUUCAUUCUGCCCUCUUCUUCUGUGGUACGAUGCCCAGAUCGAUUUGAUCUUCUUGGCUCCGACGAGGACCAACUGCCCUUUUGGGACCUGCUCACGGCCAUCUUGACAAGUAAAUCGGAUCCUAUUCAUGAUAUUGCCUCGCUCAUUGAAGCGCUGGAAACAAUUGCUCUCUCGCUGAGAGGAACUGUGACGAAUGAGAAUCAUAAUGCGCUCCACGAGUUUAUGGCUUCAUACCUCAAAGAUGAAGCGAAACACGAGCAGUACUUCACCAAAACUUGGCCAUUUUUAGUGGACUUGGCCUUGGAGAUGCCUAUACUUUUUCCCGACAGAACGUUACCAUGUCUUUCACCAGCACACGGUGAUAAUGGAACUACCACAGCCACUUUCUCACGACGACAAGUUGCAUGUCUGGUAGUCCAUCAAUUUCUUUGCUCGUUACCCCCACAUCCCUGGGGUACAGAGUCAUUUGUCGAUUUAAGGCCCUGGUAUUCCCAAUCAAACACAUCUCAUACAGGCGCUGUCCAUGCGUAUCUGACUGCACUGUUUACAUACUUUGAGCAUCUUCAACAAUCAAUAGAAUGUCAUAAACCCCGAAUUGAUUUGUCUACGGAUGAGUGGCCUAUCACGUUCACAGUUCGAUCAAUUGGAAGCACUGAGGGGUAUCAACUCCUUGAAAGCGAGGCUUCGAGGGCUUACCUUUCCUCGACAUCAAUCGAGAUAUGUCAUCUGGAGGAAUCACAUACUGCACCCGCUUAUCUUGGUCUUCCCCAAGGAGCAUGUGUGAUCUCAGCAAACAAAUGUUUUGGCUAUGGGCCGACAGGUACACAAGAAGAGUUGCAUGUCGGCAUUUCCCCGGAAUCGUACCCUGCCGUCCUCCUCGCUCAUCCAUUAUCUGAUGACCAGGUUCUCAUCUGUCGCGGUGCUGAGCCGAUGGUUUCUAUCAGCGGCUACGGCAGAGAUGCCAAAUUGGAUCAAGUUCUGCCUUCUCCCGACUGCUCCCUAGGAGACUUUUAUUGCUGGAAAGAUCGAGCGAUGCUUUUCAUGGACGCUUUGGAAAUGGACAUCCUUGGCGCAGAAAACAAUUUUCCAAUCCCGGACAUCCACCCUCCGACACGGGUAUCCAGGGACAUGAUUUCAAAGGCAUAUAAUGCAUUCCGCAGCGAUGGCAAGCCAUAUGGUCAUAUUGUGACUGGUCUCUGGGGCUGCGGAGCCUUCGGCGGAAACAAGUACGUCAAGUGCCUCCUACAGUGGUGUGCAGCGACCUUGGCUCAGGUUCCAGUUCUCAAGUACGUGUUUUCAGGCUCUGAGCAAAAAGGAUUUGCCGAGGAGUUUGAUCAGUUUGUGAUAAGGAUGAGGGGGGGAGAAUUUCACCGCGCAGCAGGUCUUUGA